AUGACAGAGACUAGAACGCCAUCAAAUUCUUUAAGAGAUCGAGCGACUUUAUUCGUUAAUGAAGAAGGUGAUGAUGAUAAUGAUGAAGAACAACAACAACUACACGAGAACUCGAUACAAAAAAACGGUAUAGAAGGUUCUAAUAGUGAAGAGGAAGGAGCUGCUACCAGUAAUAAGGGGUCUAUGACACGUCCUAGGUCCGAAGUAAACGGUGAUGACGAUGAUGGUAAUGAAGACGAGAGAGAUCCGAAAAGACGUCACUAUGGUUCUUAUUUGAUCCCCAAUGUAGGAGAAUCAUACAUGGAUUAUGUGGAUCCAGAAGUUGAUGUAGAUUUAUUGAAACGUGGGGAGGUAACUUUUCUAAAUUUCCAAAGAUCGAUACAUGGCCAAUUAGAUGAAGUAGUUUAUGAAUUAAUUCGAACAAAAUCAUUAACUGAAGAAACAUUAGCUGCGAAUUUCCCUCAUUUCCAUGCUCCCACUAGAUGUGCCUUGUUUAAAAGAAGAUAUGUUGCUGAUAAUGAAGGUAGAGUACGUGAUCAAUUGAGAGGCAAUAGAAUUGUUUGUGAUCCCGUGUUAUUAUAUGAAAUGAUGAUGACAUGCCAUUUAAUGAAUGAUCAUGCACAAUAUAGGAGAUGUCAUGUAGCACUUUCAUCUAUUUAUGCUAAUAUAACUCGUGAUUUCUUAUACAAAGCCGUUCAAUUUUGUUCAGUUUGUAAUCCAAGUAAACUUGUUGGUCCACUUUUAAAAUUUAAGCAUGUUAAUUAUUAUAAGGGAAUGUUACCAUUGGAAAGAGUUCAUAUUGAAAUUUUUGAACCAUUUAAUGGUAAGAAAAUUGAAGGGAAAUAUUCACAUGUCAUAUAUUGUAGAGAUUAUCGAUCAAGAUAUAUAAUGUUAGAACCAUUGAAGAAUACUAAAUUUAAAAAUUUAGUUUCCGCUAUUGCUAAAUUACUUUUCAAUUUACCCAGAAUACCAAUAUUUAUUGAAACUGUUUCAUUAAAUACACAAGAUGCAUUUGAUAUCUUUGAAGCCAUUGUGGAAAAAUAUCAAAUUAAUGUAGGCCUUGGUAUGAAGACAGCAAAACGUUUCCAUACAAGAGGUGUCAAACAAAUGAAAAUUCUAUUAGAAGGCCAUAGAAAAGAAUGUUUAAAUGAUUGGACAAUGUGUUUGAAAUAUGGGCCUCACAAUUAUAAUACAAAACAUAAUGAUAGAGCAUGUGGAGUCCCAGUUGAUUUACUUACAUGUAAUGUUAAAGAUGUUACACAUAAGAGUAUUGAAAAAUAUGAACAAAUUAUUAGAACAUUACCAAAGGAUAAUAUAGUACAAAUAGGUAAUGGUUCAAUUUAUUUGGAAGAGAAAGUUAAGGAUCCUAAUAUUGAUAACUAUGAUGCUAUGCUGGGUGAAGAAUAUGAUUCUGAACAGGAAGAUAAUAAUAAUAAGAAUACGGAUCAAGAUCUUGCUUAUGAACACCCUGAUUAUGAGUAUGACGAGGAACAGUUGAAAAGACGACCUGUGUAUGGUAUUUCUUCAUCGACAGAUAAAGAAAAAGAAAGCGAAUCGAUAAUGAAUGAUAACCAUGUGGAAGAGAAUAUUGAAGAAGAAGAAGAAGAUCAAAUACAAAUCGAUUCUAAUCCAGAGGAUAAUGCGGAUAGUAAUAAUAAUGAUGAUGCUGAAGAGGAAAAAGACGAAAAAGAAACUGAGCAAAAGUACUUAGAUAAACGUGAUAAAUCUAAUGAUAUUUCUUAUGAUGUAUCGAGAGAUGAAAGUGGUGAAAUCCAAGGGCCGUCAACAUCUUACUACAAUGAAAGGGUAGAAAAUGAUUCCCUUGCAGUUGUAGGUGACGAUGAUGAUAAUAUAAAAUAUUCAGUAGAGCUCUGA
Naumovozyma dairenensis CBS 421 is the source of this 1875-nucleotide messenger RNA. RefSeq names its product replication fork barrier binding protein FOB1 (gene FOB1). The coding region runs from base 1 to 1875 and encodes 624 amino acids. Lineage: Eukaryota; Fungi; Ascomycota; Saccharomycetes; Saccharomycetales; Saccharomycetaceae. The record is from RefSeq and is a predicted model, not a curated record. The transcript has a single exon.